Molecule: messenger RNA, 2156 nt
Organism: Trematomus bernacchii (emerald rockcod)
Lineage: Eukaryota; Metazoa; Chordata; Actinopteri; Perciformes; Nototheniidae
Product: lamin-L(III)-like
Source: RefSeq, a predicted model, not a curated record
AUGUGCUGCCACCAUUGAUGCAUUUUACAGCGGCGUUUCAAUGUGACUUGUAUUCAUUCUAAAUAUCAUCGCAUCCCUGAGUGUUCACGUUACCUUUCGGCCGCCCAUAGUGUCAGGCUGAACUGUCCGACUGGUUGUCCGACUUUGACUGCAGAACUGUCCAGCCUCCAGCAUCAUGGCCUCUGCCACCUCCACCCCCGCUGCUGCCACCCCCGCUGCUGCCACUCCCGCUGCAGCUGCCUCCAGCGGCCGCUCCGCCGGCCGCCACAGCGCAGCCGGUGCUGGGCGCACGCAGCGCGGCCUGCCCGCCUCCAGCCCCAGCCCGACCCGCCUGCUGCGCGGCCAGGAGAAGGAGGAGCUGCGACACCUCAACGAUCGCCUCGCCAACUACAUCCACCGGGUCCAAGAGCUGGAGAGUGAGAGGUCUUCAAUACUGUUCCAGCUGGAGGAAAAGGAUGAGUCGAAAAGCCGAGAGAUGGGCAACGUGCGGCGGCUGUACGAGGAGGAGCUGGCCGAUGUCCGGAAGUCCCUGGACGGCCUGGCCGGAGAGAGGGCCCGUCUGCAGAUCGACUAUGGAAAUCUCUGCGUGGAUUACAGAAAGAUCCAAGCCAGGAACCAGAAGAAGGAGAGUGAUCUGGCGAAUGCGUUGGCCCAGUGGAGGAAAGUUGAAGCAACUUUAAGCUGCAAGGAUGCAGAGUACAAGAAUCUGCUGUCUGAGAACAGGAGACUCCACGACGACUUUGCUGAUCUGCAGGGCCAGCUGGAAAACGUAGAGGGGGUUCUGUCAGAGACAAAGAACCAGCUGAGCUCUGAGAUCCUGUGGAGAGUGGACCUAGAAAACCAGAUGCAGACACUCAAAGAACAGCUGGAGCUCCAGAGGAACAUCACCGAGCUGGAGAUCCUAGAGAUCCGAAGCUGCCAUGAGAGUCGUCUGGUGGAGGUGGACUCAGGCCGGCAGAGGGAGUUUGAGGGUAAACUGUCGGACACCAUGCAGCAGCUCCGCCAGGACCAUGAGACCCAGCUGCAGCAGUACAGAGAAGAGCUCCACCGGACCUUCACUUCCAAGCUGCAGAAUGCCCAGCAGGCUGCAUUGGAGAAGAACAACAUUGCGUCAGCCACUAAAGACGAGCUGGAAAGCAGCCGGCUCCGAGUGGAGAGCCUCAGUGCCCAGCUGCAGCAGGCCCAGAGAGACAAAAUGUUGCUGGAGGGCAGCUUUCAUGAUCUGGAGAGGACUCUGGACAAGGAGCGUGAGGUGUGGCAGCAGAGACUGGGUCAGAAGGAGCAGGAGCUGCUGAACAUCAGGAGCCAGAUGUUUACCCAGCUGGUAGACUACGAGAACCUGCUGGAUGUUAAGCUUGCGCUGGACAUGGAGAUCAAUGCCUACAGGAAGAUGCUGGAAGCUGAGGAGCAGAGACUGCAGCUAACCCCCAGCCCCUCCCAGCACUCAGCCGUCCCUCGGACACAUGAACACAGCAGCCGGCAGCUUAGAGGGAAGAAGCGGAAACACGAGGGAGCCUCGAGCAGCCAUGCAACACAGCACGGCUCUGUGAGCGUGGCCGGAGUCGACAUGGACGGGAAAUAUAUCAGACUGAAGAACAACUCUGAGACGGAGCAACCGCUGGGGGGUUGGGUGGUCCGGAGAUUAUACCCCCACUCUGGAGACCUCUCAUUCCACAUCCCCCCCUCCUGCAGCCUUUCUGCUGGCCAGAUGCUCACAAUCUGGGCAGCAGGGGCUGAGGCGGAAGCUGAUCCUGGGGACCUGGUUCUGCAGGGCCAGAAUAGCUGGGUCCCUGUCACUGAUGUCAGGGUGAUUCUCCUCAACCAGGACCAUGAGGAAAUGGCAGAGCGCAGGGUGUGUAUGCAGCACAGAGGGGAUGAGGAAGCUGAACUGUUUGAUGAAGAGUAUGUUGCAGGCAGUGACAUCCAGCACUUUCGGAGACAGGAUCUAUCCAAUGAGGCGAGCUGUGCCGUCAUGUGACGCUGCGGAGCCUUGGAGUGCAAACCUCUGCUGCGGAGAGCGGAGAGCCUCGAUGCCUCAGAGCUACACCAUCAACCUCAGUAUUCCUCAGUGCACAAGACAAGAGCUUUGCCUUGACUUGAUCUUAUUUAAAUGAAUGUGUGUGUGAAAUAAAACUCAGUCAUAAUAAAGUUAUAUA